Messenger RNA from Plectropomus leopardus (leopard coralgrouper), 5462 nucleotides. RefSeq names its product LLGL scribble cell polarity complex component 1 (gene llgl1). Gene Ontology annotation, molecular function: myosin II binding; GTPase activator activity. Gene Ontology annotation, cellular component: cortical actin cytoskeleton; cytoplasm; plasma membrane. Gene Ontology annotation, biological process: regulation of establishment or maintenance of cell polarity; regulation of Notch signaling pathway; Golgi to plasma membrane transport. The record is from RefSeq and is a predicted model, not a curated record. NCBI's taxonomy places the organism in Eukaryota, Metazoa, Chordata, Actinopteri, Perciformes, Serranidae.
UCAAACCCACCGCGACCUAAACAGCACCAGGGGGGAGAGGAGGGAGGAGAGCCGCAGCCCGCAGCAGCAGCAGCAGCAGCAGCAGCAGCCCCGCUUUCAGCCUGCAUGGGCUAGUCGGUUAGCUAGCUUAGCAUCGUCCGACUGCGCCGCAACCGCCUCUCCGGGUUGUUAUCUCCGUGUUUUCCUCUCCGUCCCCCCGCCUGCCCCCCGCCCGGCUUCAAGAUGAUGAAGUUUAGGUUUCGUCGGCAGGGCACCGACCCGCAGAGGGAGAAGAUAAAACAGGAGCUUUUCGCCUUCAACAAGACUGUGGAGCAUGGGUUCCCUCACCAGCCCAGUGCUUUGGCCUUCGACCCCAAGCUGCAACUUAUGGCCAUCGGGACAAAGUCAGGAGCCAUCAAAGUCUACGGGUCUCCUGGUGUGGAGUUCACAGGACUACACAAAGACACAACUGCUGUCACACAAAUCCACUUCCUGCCAGGACAGGGCCGCCUGCUGUCUCUGCUGGAUGACAACACAAUUCACCUGUGGGAGCUGGUGGCCGGGGCCCCGAAAGAGGUGGGAGGGGUCAAGAGAGAAGGCGUGGUCUCUCUACAGGAAGUGAACAGCUACAGUCUCCCAGGACGACCGGGAAUUGAGAGCUGCAGUGCCACUCGGGUGACUGUCCUCCUCUUGCUGAGGUCAUGCGACCUGCUUUGCAUUGGAACAGAGGGAGGGGGCGUGUACUUCCUUGAAUUGCCCCGCCUCUCACUGAAGGACAACCAGACGCUGCUCCAGGAUCAGGUCAUGCAGAGCCUGCCAGAUGACUACAGAUGCGGAAAGUCCUUAGGGCCGGUGGAGUCUCUUCAGGAACAUCCUCAGCAGUCAGGGAAGAUUCUGAUUGGCUACAGCCGGGGUCUGGUCGUCCUGUGGGAUCUGAGCAGCCGUCAUGCUGAGCAGCUCUUCCUGGGCAAGCAGCAGCUGGAGAGUCUUGUGUGGGAACGCUCUGGAAGCUUAUUUGUCAGCUCUCAUAACGAUGGCGGCUACUCUGUGUGGGCUGUUACUAAUGGCAACACCAACAACCACCAACCAGUGUCCUCCACCAUCCCAUAUGGUCCGUUUCCCUGUAAGGCCAUCAACAAGAUCUUGUGGAGAACAACGCAGGCAGGUUCUCCAGUGUUGUUGUACAGCGGAGGGAUGCCCCGAGCCAGCUACGGUGACCGCCACUGCCUGACCAUUCAACAAGACAAAGACCACGUCACUCUGGACUUCACAUCCCGAGUCAUCGACUUCUUCACGGUCCACAACGUAGAGCAAGGAAAAGAGUUCGAUGAUCCGUCUGCGUUGGUCGUGUUACUAGAAGAGGAGCUGGUUGUGAUUGACCUACAGACCCCCGGGUGGCCCACUCUGCCCACUCCCUACUUGGCUCCUCUCCACUCCUCAGCCAUCACCUGCUCCUUCCACGUCUCCAAUGUCCCUCCCAAACUCUGGGAGAGGCUGGUCAACGCUGGCAAAGCACAGCAGAGCCGGCAACAGGCACACGGGACUUGGCCCAUCUGUGGAGGGAAAAACCUGGCUCCUCCACCCAAACAACAAGAACUGCUAUUGACAGGGCAUGAGGACGGCACUGUGCGUUUCUGGGAUGCAUCAGGCGUUGCUCUUACUCCACUGUACAAACUCAGCACAGCCAAUGUCUUCCACACCGACUGCGACCCUUGCGACGAUCCUCAGGACCCCAGCGAUGACCCCGACAUGCAGCAGGAGGAGGAAUGGCCUCCCUUCAGGAAGGUGGGCUGUUUUGAUCCUUACAGCGACGACCCCAGACUGGGCAUCCAGAAGAUCAGUCUGUGCAAAUACAGCAACAAGCUGGUGGUGGCUGGAACCGCUGGACAGGUGAUUGUUUUGGGUUUGAGUGACGAGCGUUCGGACCACUUGGUGGACGUAUCUGUGGUCGACCUGCUGCAAGACAGGGAGGGCUUCACCUGGAAGGGCCAUGACAGGCUGGAGCCGCGCCUCAAACCCGCCCCCUUCCCUCCGGGCUUUCAGCCGCUGAUGCUGGUGCAGUGCCUGCCCCCGGCCUCUGUUACAGCGGUGGCUUUACAUGCUGAGUGGAACCUGAUCUCCUUCGGGACAAGUCAUGGAUUUGGCCUGUUUGACUACCACAGGCGAAAUGCUGUGCUGGCCAGAUGUACCCUUCACCCUAAUGACUCCUUGGCGAUGGAGGGGCCUCUGUCCAGAGUCAAGUCCUUGAAAAAGUCCUUACGACAGAGCUUCAGACGCAUCCGUAAGAGCAGGGUGUCGGGGAAGAAACGUGCCAUCUCAACACCCACCAGCAAGGUCCAGGAGGCCAACGCUGCUCUUGCAGAGCAGGAGGACGUGGCUCCGAUUCAGCGAAGGAUUGAACCCCGAUCAGCGGACGACUCGCUGUCUGGAGUGGUCCGAUGUCUCUGCUUUGCUGACACUUUUCUACGUGACGGUACACACCACGGCCCCACUCUAUGGGCGGGCACCAACUCGGGCAGUGUGUACGCCUACGCUCUGGAGGUGCCUGGCAUCGGCUCUGGGCGUGUGUGUGAGCGGGGCGGAGCUGGCGAGAGCAGUGUGUGUGUGGAGGCGGUGUUGGGUAAAGAGAUCCAGCUGAUGCACAGGGCCCCCGUGGUGUCGAUUUGUGUGUUGGAUGGCCGGGGGAAACCGCUACCGGACCCGUACGAAGCCUCCCAGGACCUUGCCAUCGCGCCGGACAUGACCAACGCACACUCUGUCCUCAUCGCCUCAGAGGAGCAGCUAAAGGUGUUUUCUCUCCCCAAGGUGAGUGCAAAGACAAAGUUCAAGCUGACGGCACACGAAGGCUGUCGGGUGAGAAAGGUGGCGCUGGUGUCGUUCAGCUCCACAGCUCAGGAAGACUACAGCGAACACACACUGGUCUGCCUGACCAACCUGGGCGACAUGCAUCUCUUCAACAUACCUGGCCUCCGACCACAGGUGCGCUACGACUGCAUCCGUAAAGAAGACAUCAGUGGAAUUGCAUCGUGCGUCUUCACCAAGAACGGACAGGGGUUCUAUCUGAUCUCUCCGUCGGAGUACGAGAGGUUCUCGCUGUCUGCCAAAGUCCUCACUGAACCAAUCUGCUCUGUUCAGCUGGACCGACCGCUAGAGCCCACACCUGCCAGCGAUGGUACGACGACGCUGCCGCAGGCCAACGGAACCCACAAGAACCAGAUGGGUCAGGCUGAGGGGCAGGCAGAAGAACCUCCGAGCAACUUGUCCUCUCCCAUCCUGGACACCCCGCUCGACUCCCCCCUCAGCUGUGCUGACCUCACCCUCGACUCCACUGGAGAAAUCACUGUGGAGGACGUCAGGGAUUUUCUAACCACUGUGGACGAGGUGGAGAAUAACCUAAAGAACAUUAAAGAGGAGGAGGGACGCUCGCCUGGGAUCCUCAUUAACUGAACAGUAUUAUAGGGAGGGGCUCCGGUGGUCUGGAUGGACCGGAUUUCAGUGCAGGACCACAAACAUCUCCCAUCAUCCCACUGUGGAGCCCCGAGCCUGCACUCUGCACUCUCCUGUCAGCCUGGCAAAAACAGGGAGGAAAGCCUUUAUGCAAAGGACAAAGAAUACAGCAUGAAAGACUCUUGUUGUUUGUUCCUCUCACUGGAAGAACUACAUCUUCUUCUUCUUCUAUAACCACUUUGGAAACGUGACAUUGCCUCCCACAUGGAGACACGGACAGCCCACUAGCACAGUGUGGCACCUGGAUGGACUCGGAGCUGAUUCUGAUUUCAAGCUCUGAAAACUUAACUAUCAUCAUCCAUCUUGACGCUGUGUGCGAUCAUUCCUUCUUGGCCCUUCUGGUGGCAAUUCUGCCGGCGUAAUGAUUGCGGCUUAGCCUUCGAGGAAAAGGCUCACCAGUUCUGUGUUUUUAUUUUUCUAUCCACAGUUUUGUGGCGUGCUGGGAUCGGUCUGAGGUUUCCCCACUGUUGGAACUGGAAUUGGCGCUCAGUCGCCAAAUGCGCUUGUUGAUUCCUCGUGCACACCAGUGGAUGUGUUGGAUUGUUCUGCACGCUGCUUAACACCACCACAGCCCUGUGAGUGACCCGCGUUUACGAACUGAGGCUUUCCAGCAGAGACUGAAAGGGAGCAUCGGAGAGUUUAAGAGAGUAAGACGAAGACAUGAAGUAUUUUGAAUAUUCCGAGUAUUGAAGGCUGUGAAAUUUGUAUUCUUCCCCUUUUUGGUGCCGUGCAGUUCAGUCGCUUCACCUGGCGUCCUGCUUGGGUCGAGGUGCUGCAUAAAUCAACUGUUUCCAAAUCAAUGUUAUUACAUACAAGCACAUUACCACCGAGGUUCUCAGAAGUCUGUUCUCUUGGUUUUGAAGAAGAAAGGACUUGGAUAAAAAGGCGGUUUUUUUGUUGUUGUUUUUUUUGUUUUUUUUAAAUACAAAGACAUGUUCUAUAACAAAAGUUUUGUACGGCUUUUGGAGAAAGUAAAGAUAUUUUAAUGACAAAGAGACGGGAAGCACGAGGAAAGAGUUCACGGCACUUUCAAAGCUGGUGAAGAGGGAAGCACAGGCGGUACGAUGUAUUAAGGAAUAGAGCAGAUGUAGGUGAAAUAAUAUUUUUGGAAUACCUUCUACUGCUAAAUGCAUGGCCUGAGUUGCAAAUAUGUUCCCCAACUUUCAGUCAAAAUUUAAGUCAAGACCUCAGAGUUCAUUGCGAUCGUUGUUCUAGUUUGGUGAAAUCAAAAUUGACGAAUGCACAGCAAAAUCAAAGAGAAGGUAAAGAAUGUGCAAAAAGAGUUCUUAAAUCCUCUGUUACAUCAUCUCACGCAGAAAUCUUUUUGACGGGACUCAGGGAAGUGUGGCAAGAGAAGCAAAGUCAGUCUGAAUGCGAAGUGUAACGUACUGUGUACUAUGAUGCACCCAGGAGAUUUCUUUUGUGGGUUUCUGUGAAUCGGUGCAUUCUGGGUAAUAUUGGCUAGAUGCAGAGCUGUGAUCACCAGUAUUUUUAACCCUUUAAAAAAAAAAGUUUUACUGUGUAAAAAAAUUAUAUAUACAAUAUCUAUACCUAGGUUUACAGAAGACAGGUUUAUAAAGGCAAGCCGAUGAUAGAGCAAAGCAUUAGAACUUUCUAGAACCUGUUGUAGCCUAAAAACCGCUCAGUAUUCAAGCUUUUUGAUCACCUCACGUAAAACAAAAUAAAAACUAAAAAAGGGACCUCACAACUAACUAAUGUAGCUCAACUCAUAGGAAUCAUGGUAAUGCUUCUUUUUUUUUUUCACUUUUUUGUUAGCUUGUUUUGGUGCUCUGGUUGACACAAAUAAUUAACCCAUUGAUGCUACAGCUGGCACAACUUAUCUUUUUAAUUCCACAAUUAAGAUUAAUUUGUCUCUACUCUGUCAUUCAUUUUUGUGUGUAGGAUUUUAAUUGGGUCACUUAGCAUUUUGGCUGAUGAAGAAUUGUGAAUGUUAAUAAAAUUAUUUACUCUCUCUA